Molecule: messenger RNA, 3382 nt
Organism: Haplochromis burtoni (Burton's mouthbrooder)
Lineage: Eukaryota; Metazoa; Chordata; Actinopteri; Cichliformes; Cichlidae
Gene: mapk10
Product: mitogen-activated protein kinase 10
Exons: 14
Coding region: 470-1777 (435 amino acids)
Biological process (GO): JNK cascade; protein phosphorylation
Cellular component (GO): nucleus; cytoplasm
Molecular function (GO): JUN kinase activity; ATP binding
Source: RefSeq, a predicted model, not a curated record
CUCUUCCCUCCCUCUCCUCUCUCUCUCUCUGCUCUGGUGAGGUCCACAAUGGUACAGCCAGCAUCUUGCAGCACAAUGGUUGCAAGGUGGUGAGCUGAGGGAGAGUGAUUCAGCAUCAGCAAACCUCGGUUCGGUCCACCUCUGCUUCUUUUUCCCCUUUCUCUCUCGUCUUCUUUUUCGGACCCCUUUUUCCCUCUCACUCCUUCGUCACAUCAAUGAUUUUUUCAUGAAGCCUUCAGCAAUGGUCUCCGCAGUGUUUCCCGUCGGGAUGUUUUGAAAAGGACAGGCACCGGACUGGGAUCGUCAUCAACUGGCACGGAAUGGUAUUUAUGAGCAGACAUUUCUUAUAUAACUGCAGCCAACCAGUCCUGGAUGUAAAGAUAGCCUUUUGUCAGGUGUGUGUUCCUUACAGGUAAAAAAGGGUUUUGGAAAACAAGUGGAUGUGUCAUAUAUUGCCAAGCAUUACAACAUGAGCAAAAGCAAAGUGGACAACCAGUUCUACAGUGUGGAAGUGGGAGACUCUACCUUCACAGUUUUAAAACGCUACCAGAAUUUAAAGCCCAUUGGUUCUGGAGCUCAGGGAAUUGUCUGUGCGGGCUAUGACGCUGUCCUGGACAGAAAUGUAGCCAUCAAGAAGCUGAGCAGACCCUUCCAGAACCAGACCCAUGCCAAGAGGGCAUACCGGGAGUUGGUGCUUAUGAAAUGCGUCAAUCACAAAAAUAUUAUCAGUUUAUUAAAUGUCUUCACACCACAGAAAUCAUUAGAGGAAUUCCAGGAUGUGUAUCUAGUGAUGGAACUAAUGGAUGCCAACUUGUGCCAGGUGAUUCAGAUGGAGCUUGACCAUGAGAGAAUGUCCUACCUGCUCUACCAGAUGCUGUGUGGUAUCAAACAUCUGCACUCAGCCGGCAUUAUUCACAGGGAUCUCAAACCAAGCAAUAUAGUGGUGAAAUCAGACUGUACCCUGAAAAUCCUGGAUUUUGGUCUGGCUAGGACUGCAGGCACCAGUUUCAUGAUGACCCCAUAUGUGGUGACCCGAUACUACAGAGCCCCAGAGGUCAUACUAGGAAUGGGAUACAAGGAGAAUGUGGAUAUUUGGUCGGUGGGGUGCAUUAUGGGAGAAAUGGUGCGCCACAAAAUCCUUUUCCCUGGCCGGGACUAUAUUGAUCAGUGGAACAAAGUGAUCGAGCAGCUGGGCACGCCCUCGCCAGAAUUCAUGAAGAAACUUCAACCCACAGUGAGGAACUAUGUCGAGAACCGGCCAAAGUACGCAGGCCUCACCUUCCCCAAACUCUUCCCCGACUGCCUUUUCCCUGCUGACUCUGAGCACAACAAACUCAAAGCAAGCCAGGCUAGAGACUUGCUGUCUAAGAUGCUGAUUAUCGACCCUGCUAAGCGGAUGUCAGUGGAUGAGGCCUUACAGCACCCCUACAUCAACGUGUGGUAUGAUCCGGCUGAGGUGGAGGCGGCCAGAGAUAACAUCCAAAUAUCCAUGCCUCCACCUCAGAUCUACGACAAGCAGCUGGAUGAAAGAGAACACUCCAUUGAUGAAUGGAAAGAACUUAUCUACAAAGAGGUGAUGAACUUUGAGGAGAGAACGAAGAAUGGCGUUGUGAAGGGACAACCUUCACCUUCAGGUGCAGCCGUGAACAGCAGCGAGAGCCUCCCUCCCUCCUCCUCAAUCAACGACAUCUCCUCCAUGUCCACCGACCAGACCCUGGCCUCAGACACUGACAGCAGCCUGGAGACCUCUGCAGGACCCUUGGGGUGUUGCAGGUGACUAGCCGCCUGCCUGCGCAACCCCAUGUUCUUCCGAAGGUGAAGAACCCAACAAAAACGACCACCGGAAAAUACAAAGACAAAAGAAAAAGACAAAAAAAAAAAGAGUAAAGAUCAAAAUUAAUAUAUUAAGAACAAAAAUAUGAGAUAUAGGAAUCUGAAUUUAUGAAAUCUAAAGCCUGUGCAUUGUCACUGAAAAACAGCAGCGGUAUUCAAGUAAAUGAGCUCAGAUAUAUGUUAAUGAUCCUCUAGUUGCUUUGCUUAUAUUACCCCUCAUAUUCUUGUAUAUGGCAUCAGAUCAAAAUGACCAAGCGCUUAGACUUGCAUCUCCUGUAAAGUGCAUAUUGGCUGGCAGCUGGUCUCCCAAUUCCUUACAGACAAAAAAAAAAGCAACCAAAAGAAAAGCAUUUAUGCUCCGAUCAUUGUGGCAAGGUGGGCUGCCAUUUUUGCUCAUCACUACUGCUAAAUGGGGACUUUCCUCUCUUUCCUCCCCCAGCCCCUCUCCCCUAUUCAGCUCUUAUUUAAUUACACUGCUGUAUUUUAAAAUCUAGGCUUUGUGUGAGACACCGCCACCUGACCACCCCCCACCCACCCAAAAAAAGGCUUCCUGAUGUGUUUUCAUGUGGUAACUCUGCAGGGACACGUUCCUGCUGUUACCAUGAGUGACCCCUCUCCCCCCCACCGUGGUAAUUUGUAAAUAUUGUAAUUCUGUACAGCUGAAGGGCACACAGAGUGGGACUGAUGGCCAGUAAACUGGGAUUUUUUUCCUUCUAUUUUUUCGACUAGCACACCUUGCCACAUCACCGCUUUCCACCUCAGUUGCCCCUGCCUAUUGCUGUAGUCCUGCAUGAUUAGAUUUAAACAAUGCUAAUCUCACUGUAUGCUAACGAGUCUAUAUAGAGACUUUUGUUUAUAUACAAUGUAAACUAACUGGGCACAGUAGGACGUGUGAGUGUGUGUGUGUUGGUGGACCACAGGCAAGCCAAUAAGACACUGAUAAAAGUGGGGGCUGUUUAGGACGUAAAGGGCCAGUACACACAGAAAUAAGUUAUUCUGAUUGUGCUCAGACUUCACGAGACAGCCUUCAAGAAGUCUAAUUUGUGUGUAAUGUCCCUUUUUAUUUCCCCUGGCAGUGUAUGAUCGGUCCUUUAACCACAGCCCUGCAUGUCAUUGUUUAUCAUUAACCCCUCACAGGCACAGGAGUUGGAUCGGUUUCACUGUGGAAUAACCACAAAGAACCUUUUCCCCUUUUUGUUUGACUCUUUAAAACAUAGCAGAAGUGAUACAGUGCUGAGUUUUUAAGACAGGUGAUGAGUGUUAACCUUGUAGCUAUGGCUCGUCUUCUCAUCUGCUUUAUAUCACCGCACACCACACAAAAAUGUCGCGACACGAGAAAGCACCCAUUAAACGAUUUCAUAGGCGAAAGAUUCUUUAAUUUAUUGAUUUAUAUAUUUUUGAUAGAUGGAAUCUGAACAUGGCAAGUGCCUUUUGGAAUGAAGCAUUGCAGGUGCAGAAAUGAUAUAUUUUUGUUUCCCUCUGUUUUUUCUGGUUCUGCCUUAAAACUGUCUGAGCCCCAAAGCUUAACUGUUUUCCUCGGUGUUUCCAU